Brienomyrus brachyistius is the source of this 713-nucleotide messenger RNA. Its product is annotated as 5-hydroxytryptamine receptor 3A-like. Gene Ontology annotation, cellular component: membrane. The coding region runs from base 13 to 603 and encodes 196 amino acids. The transcript has 3 exons. The record is from RefSeq and is a predicted model, not a curated record. Gene Ontology annotation, biological process: monoatomic ion transport. NCBI's taxonomy places the organism in Eukaryota, Metazoa, Chordata, Actinopteri, Osteoglossiformes, Mormyridae.
GCCACCUUCAAGAUGACUAUCAUCUUGGGCUACACUGUAUUCCUACUCAUCAUGAAUGAUUUGCUACCUAUUACCGGAAAUAGACUUCCACUACUUAAUGUCGUCUUCUCCGUCUCCCUGGCUUUGAUGGUAGCAAGCCUUCUGGAGACUAUCAUCAUUACCAAAAUCCUGUGCAGAUCCAACCACUCUGCAGUACCAUACUGGGUCAAGAUCCUUGUUUUGAAAUACCUGGCCAGGCUUGUUUGUAUUUCUCAGAAACUCACCAAUCAGGGCACAGAUACCCACUCCACUACUACUGAGGCUUCCUCAGCCUUAUUCAUUUCGCAUGAUGCCAUGAAAUUAGUGGAGCCAGCAAAGGAUACUGAGGCCCAAGAUAGGACAAGACUGGCGGAUCCAGCUGUAGAGGAGCUGAAGAAACUGAGUCAGCACCUUCUGGCCAUUCGCAGUCAUGCAGAGGAACAUCUCCCAGACAACCGUGCUGAUGACGAGUGGACCCAAAUUGCACACAUCAUCGAUCGGUUUCUGUUUAUCCUCUAUGUCCUUUUCGUUUUAUUUAGUAUUAUCACUUUCACGUUUUUUUGGGUGAUGUGGUCUUCCCAGUAGAUUGCCAUUAUAUGUCAAAAUCUUAAUUGCAGGAUUUACAUUUACUUGUGCAACAAUUCAAUUCCAUUAUUUUGGUUUUCCUGUAAUUGGUGUCAUUUUGACAUAAGCCC